This is a messenger RNA of Hyalella azteca, 1837 nucleotides long. RefSeq lists its product as uncharacterized. The record is from RefSeq and is a predicted model, not a curated record. The coding region runs from base 233 to 1366 and encodes 377 amino acids. The transcript has 9 exons. Lineage: Eukaryota; Metazoa; Arthropoda; Malacostraca; Amphipoda; Hyalellidae.
UGAAGGAAACGAUGCUUGAAUUAAAUGAUCUGUUUAGUCUUACUUGCUAUUCACCUAAAAGUUGAAGUCGUCAAUUGGGCAAUUGUCUUUAAAAAAUAUAUUCUGUAACAUGUGAAGCAGAUUUAAAAGAUGAGAAAUAUGAUCAGUUAAUCCCCUUUUCUCUCAUUCUUGCAUCAGAUCUUGGCUAGAAUUGGAAUUCCAUGUUAUUGUUUCCUAUAUUGAUACCUGAACCAUGAUGCUGGCUCGCAUAACCACGCGACACCUCUUACUAGUGAGCAUCACCUCUGUGUUGUUCUACUUCGUUUGUUACGUGAUCUUCUUCUCCAGUGAAAACCAACCGGGCUCCGCGUUUGUUGGCAACAGAGUUCUUCGUUCCAUGCGUCUCGACCUGAACAUCACAAAGCGCGGCUACUCGCACCCUGGAUGCUCCUGCACUAGGUAUGGUUAUGACCUGGCAGCUCUUAACAAAACUCGGGAAUUGGCGCUGCGAGAUCCCCGUUCCCAGCCGCCAUGGUUCCUCGUCCGCUACCCCGAGACCUUCACGUCCACCUGCUCAGACUUCUCCAGCCAGCGCGGCGUAGGGCAGAAGGUCGUGUCCUACUCGUACUACGUGCCCACGGGAAUAGCAUCUAAUGAUUCUGAGAGCACCAAAAAGUUCCUGAAGCAGAUGUAUCCUCGCGCCCGUAGGAUCGCUCGCGUUUAUCCUAGCUGGCUGAUGCGCGUGUACCACAACGUAUCCACUGAUGACGUCAUCUCAACGCAUUACAUGUGCAAGCUCUUCUGUGACAUGCCUCAUGUCGACCUCUGCCACGUCAAGGACCUGCCGACUCUCGGAGACCUCGAGUCUAGGAUGCCCCUUGGGAGGACCUGGCGCUUCGCUGCGCUCGGUGACCCCACCGUCCGCUGGAUGAUGUCACGUGACCUCGACAGCAAGAUCCUGACCCGCGAGGUGGAGGCCGUGAAGCAGUGGAUACAGUCAGGCCGCAGCUUUCACGUCAUGCGGGACCACCCAGGACACAACACCUUCGUCCUCGCAGGUCUGUGGGGAGCCUACAACAAGUUCCCCGUCAGGCUGGCGGCCGUCCGCGACGCCAUGUUAGCUGUUCCCCCAGUAAAGCAGCAGAAGAACUUUGAUCAAAUCAUGUUGGCGAAGCACCUCUGGCCCUUCAUGCAGGGUGAGCUGAUGGAGCACGACUCGUAUUAUUGCGAAAAUUACCCCGGCAGUCUGCCGUUCCCGACGCAUCGACGCGAGUGGCGGUACUGCGGCUGGGGGCCGUACAAGGCGUCACCGCGCACCUUAGUCAUUGAGAAGCAGUGCCCCAUGGCCUGCCGUCCUAAGGACCACCCUGACUGGACCUGGUGCUGACCAAUAAAUAUAAUGGUCAUAAUCUCUUAACUUAAAGCUCCAGCCUCGCAGCAUCUUGUGCUAAUAAAAAUAAUGUUUAAAACCACAAUUAAGCAUAUAAUGGUCAUAAUGCAGUUAUUUAAAAUGUCAACCGCGCGAGAUAAGGUGCUGAGUUUAUAAGCCUUCUUGUACAACCCUUUUUUCGUUCGCUAAUUUGAAAUGCAAGACAUACGAUGGGUUUUUUGUUUGAUAGCAGAUCAACGAAAGAUAUCCUCUAAUUUGGGGCAUGGUUUUUAAUCAGUUCUUUGGCAGCGUUUUCACUUGAACAGUAUUCCAGCCAUUCAUGAUUUCACAGCCAAAUAAGAAAAAUUAUGUUGUCAGUUUUGAAAUACACUACGAGGUUUCCAAGCGCCAGGUUUCUCUAAAUCAAAUCAAGUCGUGUAGUAUACGUUUUGAAAGUAUGGCCCCUAAGGCCAUACUUUCAAAAAAAGU